AUGGCGUCCCAAGUUUUAGACUCCACUGCAUUCCCCAUCAUCGACUCACAUAUCCAUCUAUAUGCCAAAACCCAUAUUCCCACCCUGAGUUGGACGGCUGAACUACCGGAAGACCACCCCUUGAACAGGCAAAGAAGCGUCCAGGACUACAAGCUUGUGUCUGGAAAGUCACAGAAUCUUCUCGGUUUUGUAUUUCUGGAAACCGAUCGCAAGUCUGGUCUCGGUAGCACUGAUUGGGAGGAUGCUUUCAAGGAAGUGGAUUUCUUGGUAAGGAUUGCAACUGGUCGACCAGUAGAAGGUGAGGGCCAUGCAGCAGAGGACGGAAGACUAGUCCUAGGAGUAGUACCAUGGGCACCAGUGCCAGCAGGGGUCAGCCUUUUGGCAGAAUAUGUCGAGAAAGUACAAAGCAAGUUUCUGGAUGGAGGGGUUCCAAAUCUACUAAAAGGGUUCCGCUACCUGGUUCAAUCUCGACCGGCUGGUACGAUGAUGGAAGACGGCUUCAUCGACGGCCUGAAGUGGCUGGGGGAGAAGGGAUUGUCCUUUGAUCUCGGAGUUGAUGCUCGCUCAGGAGGCUUACACCAACUAGAAGAGGCUUGCGACAUGAUGCGACAAGUUUACGAGUCCGGAAGCAAUCUCAAAAUCAUCAUCAAUCAUUUCUGUAAGCCUGAUCUGCGCCUUACAGCAUCUCAAGCCAAAGAAGGCCACCAUGAUUUCAUCAGCUGGAGGCAAAGCAUAGAACGGAUGGCCAGCUAUCCUACAGCAUACAUGAAGCUGUCGGGUUGGUUUUCCGAACUCCCACCUCAAGACAAAGAUCAUCCGGAAGAGAUAUCACUGCUAGUAGAGCAGACGAAGCCUUGGGCGGACGUGGUUUUUAAAGCCUUCACCCCUUCAAGGAUCCUAUUCGGUUCCGACUGGCCUGUUUGCGGUGUUGGUGGACCUGGCGAGGAAUCGUGGCAGCACUGGCACGAUCUAGUGGAAGCGAUCCUUACGUCUCAAAAUCUGAGCACAGAAGCGAAAAGAGACGUGUGGUCUGGUACUGCCACACGAGCAUACAACAUCACUAUCUCGACUAAGUCACGAUUGUGA
Molecule: messenger RNA, 1086 nt
Organism: Exophiala bonariae
Lineage: Eukaryota; Fungi; Ascomycota; Eurotiomycetes; Chaetothyriales; Herpotrichiellaceae
Exons: 1
Coding region: 1-1086 (361 amino acids)
Molecular function (GO): hydrolase activity
Source: RefSeq, a predicted model, not a curated record